AUGUCAUCCAACAAUAACACUAGCAUUACGUUAGCAAUUAUUCAACUUCAAAGUGCUUUUCGAUAUCCAAGUCUUAUUUUAGGCUUUACUCUAUUGAUCGGUGGUGUAUUAGGUAAUAUUCUUAAUAUCAUAGUCUUCAUUAAAGCUGGAAAUUACAAGAAUAAUGCAUGUUCACUUUACAUGUUUGUGCAUACUUUUCUUGAUCUCUGCAUUCUUCUUACUGGUCUAACCACGCGAAUUCUUGGUACAGGUUUCCAAAUAGAUUUUACUUUAGUGAAUCGAAUUUGGUGUAAAACUCGCAUAGGUUUCACCGAUAUUAAUAGUGAAUGUACAUAUACUAUGAUUUGCUUACAAGCCAUUGAUGCUUUCAUUUGUUGUUCUCCAUCAGUUGUUAUACGAUAA
Molecule: messenger RNA, 402 nt
Organism: Adineta steineri
Lineage: Eukaryota; Metazoa; Rotifera; Eurotatoria; Adinetida; Adinetidae
Source: the annotation of a GenBank genome assembly